This is a messenger RNA of Quercus robur (English oak), 1587 nucleotides long. RefSeq names its product protein SENSITIVE TO PROTON RHIZOTOXICITY 2. The record is from RefSeq and is a predicted model, not a curated record. The coding region runs from base 155 to 1381 and encodes 408 amino acids. NCBI's taxonomy places the organism in Eukaryota, Viridiplantae, Streptophyta, Magnoliopsida, Fagales, Fagaceae. Gene Ontology annotation, biological process: response to aluminum ion; response to acidic pH. The transcript has a single exon.
UUGCAAAACCAAAAAGGAUAGGACGGCUUAAGCUUACCCUAUAUAAUCACCAGCAGUCAUUUCUACACAAGUGAACCAAAAAUCCAAAAGCAAUCUAAAGAAAAGGAACAUAUAAUACUUAGAGAGGCAGGUUGGAAAUCAAAGCAUCACAAAAAUGCUAUCUGGGGCUAAUACUACUUCUUGCUUCCAAAAUGUCCCACUGCAGAUCUAUUCUGUGAAUGAAGAAGAUGUUGUUUCAGCCUCCUCUCUUGAAGGAAACUCGGCCUCAGAACCUCAUCCAAACUCUUUCCUCUAUAACUUUUCAGUUCUCAAGGACAAGGUUCAUCAGGUACAAUCUUUGGUUAGCAUCCUUAUCAGCACGGAUCAUAGCCAACCUGAACCAGCAACAUCUUUUGCUGUGGCCAGCAUGAGUACUGUGAUUCAAGAAAUUAUCUCGUCCGCGACUUCAAUGAUGUUCAUUUGCCAACAAAUGGGGCUUGGUCCUACUGCAGCUGGUAGCACUAGCACCGAUGAAUUGCACCAUGGCCAUCAAGGCCAGCGUCAUCAAACUCGGUUUUCUCAACCAAACUUUGGUGGCAAUCGUGCUGGUAACAUAGGCCAAGAAAGAGGGCAAGGUUUCUUUUCUAGUGAAACCCUUGCUGAUUGCUGGUAUGGUGGUGAAACCUUUAAUAAUUAUGGUACUAGUAAGGAUGAAACUCGAAGUGGUGCUGUUGGCAACAACGUUAAUAGGGUCGAAAGGAGAGAUCAAGUGGCUCAAGGGGGUGAUACUAGUGAAGCGAUAUUAGAAAGGAUUACAUCAAAGGAUUAUGAUAUCAUUGAAUUAGAUGCUGCAGAUUUGUUGGCUAAGUACACACAUUAUUGCCAAGUUUGUGGGAAAGGGUUCAAGCGUGACGCGAAUUUGAGAAUGCACAUGAGGGCUCAUGGAGAUGAAUACAAGACUAGUGCCGCUCUAAGCAACCCCAUGAAGAAUAAUAAUGGAGGCGCCUCAGGUAAUCGAGACGGUUUGCUGAAAUUGCCUAGGAAAUAUUCGUGUCCACAAGAAGGGUGUAGGUGGAAUCGAAAGCAUGCCAAGUUUCAGCCUCUGAAAUCCAUGAUUUGUGUGAAGAAUCACUACAAGAGGAGCCAUUGUCCUAAGAUGUAUGUUUGCAAGCGUUGCAAUCAGAAGCAAUUCUCAGUGCUUUCUGAUUUGAGGACACAUGAGAAGCACUGUGGGGAUCAGAAGUGGCAAUGCUCAUGCGGUACCACAUUUUCUAGGAAAGACAAGCUUAUGGGCCACGUUGCUUUGUUUAUUGGGCACACCCCAGCUACAAUCUCUCUGUCAAAGCUAGCAAAAGUUGAGCAACAAACGUUGCAAAUGCAAAUUGAUGAUAGGCACAGAUGAUCAUGUGGUAAAUCAUCAAGAGCUGUUUUUCUCUAAAUCUUGUUAUUUUCUAUAUAGAAAAUAAUGUACUAAUACGUUUUAAUUUUAAUUAAUGUACUAGUAUAAAGCCUAGACUAGAUAUACCUAGUUGCUGCGGACGAAUACAACAUGAAGUAACUUGCUUCAUAUAGUUCAUAUAUAUAUUUUAUAUAUUAUGGUUGUAUUAA